CGGGCUCAACCAAGGCGCGGAGGUGCAAUUCAGGCUGGUGGAGCAGCGGGGGAAGGCAAGGACAGGCGGGGCUAGCGCGGCUCUGCAGCUGAUCACACGCACCAGCACACACACUUCAUCCCUGCUCGCUCUGCUUGAGCCUCGCAUCCUCCAUCCACGGGGCAACUAAAGCGCGAAUAUGGAAUAGGAGAAGCAGGAAAUGAAGACUCAAAUGCUUCUAUUGCGAGUCACAGGAAAAGCUGGAGCAACGCCAGUGUUUAACCUGAAAGUCUGACCUCGGUUAAGCAGUCGCUCUGUCUCCUGGAAAGAGGGCAUCGCGCGCGUCAAGGAACCUCAGAGUCAGGCAUCCAAGUCAGUCUCUGCUUGGAGCACCAGGGUCUCCUGCCUGAGACUGUGUAGUGCCCCCAGGGCGUGCGGAGAUUGAGGGACCUGCAUUGGCUCUCACCGUGGAAUACCAGGAAAAGUAGGCAGGGGUCAGGCAGCCCUGAGCACAGGGUGCUUUGGCGGACUGCCUCGGUUUCUUGCGGCGGCUCUGUCUGUCCUCUGCUGCUGGGUGAGUGUCCCGGCUUCCAGCGCUCCCCGGAGCACCGGGGUGGCUUGGCGGCCCCCGAGGUUUCACACGAAGGCCCUGGUGGCACGCGCGCGUGGAAACUCGUCCGCCCGCGCACGGCAGGAGUACAGGUCUCUGGAGUCCCGGGCGGGGGAUUCUGAGCCAGCAGAGCGUGGGUAGGGGGCGUUGCACCACUGCCCAGCCGACAUGCCUCUGGGCGGGAUUUUGGCUAAAAGAUAGGAGGUGGGAGUGACAAGGAAGCCAGGAGCCCUCCCGGGAGGUGACUGAUCCGGGUGCAGCUGGGAGGGGGGGAGGGUCUGGUCCAAGCAGGUAGUGCAGCUUAGCAGCUUGGGGAGUUGGCAGGUGGGGUGGGACUUGCUUGUCAAACUCGGUUCAUUUUCAGCAGCCAGUUCAGAGGUGUUGCAGAUAGUCGGGGUUGGGGUGCCGUGGAAAGGUAAGAGGUGACUCGGGAUGCCGGUGGUGGGGGGAGCAAAGAGGAGCCUCAAAGAGCUUGGAGGCAAAAUUUCUCUUGGGUUCUUACACUUUGCAUCCCUCCUGCCUUGAGUGUGGGAAAACACUUCUGUUUUAACACUGCUCUUGGAAAGAAAGCUUCUGUCCCAGGGGAGCAGGAGCGUCUGCAGGGGCAGAGUCUGCUGCUACCUGCAGGGUGCUCCCCAACCCCCCACCCAGGCGCCUGCUUUCGUCCCCUCCCCUCCUGCUUUCGUCCCCUGCCCCCACCUCCUUAUUGGUGCUGGUUUGCAGCGCUUGGCUCCUGUGCCUCCGCUUCGUGUUUGAAUCUGGCUCGCCCCUCCGUAUUAUGUCUGCACUCCGAAGGAAAUUUGGGGACGAUUAUCAGGUAGUGACCACUUCGUCGAGCGGCUCGGGCUUGCAACCCCAGGGGCCAGGGCAGGGCCCGCAGCAGCAGCUUGUACCCAAGAAGAAGCGGCAGCGGUUCGUAGACAAGAACGGCCGGUGCAAUGUGCAGCACGGCAACCUGGGCAGCGAGACCAGUCGCUACCUCUCGGACCUCUUCACCACUCUGGUGGACCUCAAGUGGCGUUGGAACCUCUUCAUCUUCAUCCUCACCUACACCGUGGCCUGGCUCUUCAUGGCGUCCAUGUGGUGGGUGAUCGCUUACACCCGGGGCGACCUGAACAAAGCCCACGUCGGCAACUACACUCCCUGUGUGGCCAAUGUCUACAACUUCCCCUCUGCCUUCCUCUUCUUCAUCGAGACCGAGGCCACCAUUGGUUAUGGCUACCGCUACAUCACCGACAAGUGCCCCGAGGGCAUCAUCCUCUUCCUCUUCCAGUCCAUCCUGGGAUCCAUCGUGGACGCUUUCCUCAUUGGCUGCAUGUUCAUUAAGAUGUCCCAGCCCAAGAAGCGCGCUGAGACCCUCAUGUUUAGCGAGCAUGCGGUGAUCUCCAUGAGGGACGGAAAACUCACUCUCAUGUUCCGGGUGGGCAACCUGCGCAAUAGCCACAUGGUAUCCGCGCAGAUCCGCUGCAAGCUGCUAAAGUCUCGGCAGACUCCUGAGGGUGAGUUCCUUCCCCUUGACCAACUUGAACUGGAUGUAGGUUUUAGCACAGGAGCAGAUCAACUUUUUCUUGUGUCCCCUCUCACAAUUUGCCACGUGAUCGAUGCCAAAAGCCCUUUUUAUGACUUAUCCCAGCGAAGCAUGCAAACCGAACAAUUCGAGGUGGUCGUCAUCCUAGAAGGCAUCGUGGAAACCACUGGGAUGACUUGUCAAGCUCGGACAUCAUACACUGAGGAUGAAGUUCUUUGGGGUCAUCGGUUUUUUCCUGUAAUUUCUUUAGAAGAAGGGUUCUUUAAAGUUGAUUACUCCCAGUUUCAUGCAACAUUUGAAGUCCCCACCCCUCCGUACAGUGUGAAAGAGCAAGAGGAAAUGCUUCUUAUGUCCUCCCCUUUAAUAGCACCAGCCAUAACCAAUAGCAAAGAAAGACAUAAUUCUGUGGAGUGCUUAGACGGACUAGAUGACAUUAGCACAAAACUUCCAUCAAAGCUGCAGAAAAUUACUGGAAGAGAAGACUUUCCCAAAAAACUCCUGAGGAUGAGUUCUACAACUUCAGAAAAAGCCUAUAGUUUGGGUGAUUUGCCCAUGAAACUCCAACGAAUAAGUUCAGUUCCUGGCAACUCUGAAGAAAAACUGGUAUCUAAAACCACCAAGAUGUUAUCUGAUCCCAUGAGUCAGUCUGUGGCGGAUUUGCCACCAAAGCUUCAAAAGAUGGCUGGAGGACCUGCCAGAAUGGAAGGAAAUCUUCCAGCCAAACUAAGAAAAAUGAACUCUGACCGUUUCACAUAGCAAACACCUCUUUAGGAAUUAUUUAAUGUUUUGAUUUAGUAUUAGUCCAAUAUUUGGCUUACAAAAUAAUCCUCCCUAGGAAAUCUGAGAGGUCUAUCCCAGUCUAGCAAGUAUAUUUGAGAACUCUUCAUUCCAGUGUUGUUACUGUGCAGAACAUGAAUUAUGAAGGGAGGUCAUCAUAAGGAAGUUAUUAGUGGGCAUGUAUUAUCACAUCAAGCAUGCAAUAAUGUGCAAAUUUUGCAUUUAGUUUUAUGGCAUGAUUUAUAUAUGGCAUAUUUAUAUUGAAUAUUCUGAAAAUAUAUAUAAAUAUAUAUUUGAAGUGGAGAUAUUCUCCCCAUAAUUUCUAAUAUAUGUAUUAAGCCAAACAUGAGUGGUUAGCUUUCAGGGCACUAAAAUUAUAUACAUGUAUACAUACACACAUAUGAACACACACACACAAACAGAUAACAUACCCAUACAAACAUAUAUAUCUAAUAAAAAUUGUGAUGUUUUGUUCAGAUUUGUAUUUCUUGUGCAUGUUUACUUUAUUAGAAUAGGAAGGCUGCUGGCAUUGAUUAUGAAUACCAAAUAUUUUAGCCUUAAAUUAUUUGUUCUUUAAAAAUCUGAUUUAAUGUUUUCUGCUGUUAAGGUCAUGGAAUCUUUCAACUGUACUUUAUCAUGAAAGAUUUUCAGAAGUUUGUGGUGUUCAUGUCACCACAAACAGAGACAUCAAGAUUAUGUAUUUAAUUUGUAAAUUUUAGAGUGUGCCGGUACCUGGUACAUACCAUUGAACUUUUCUUAUGAUUUUUAGAAGUCACUAGAACUUGGGUCAGGUGAAUAAGUUUAUUAAUUAGUCUUUUCCUAGACUAACUAAUAUCUCUAAGUUGGAUUUGUACACAAUCAAAUAAAAAUAUGAGCUCUGAACAAAUGCUGAAUCAUUGAAAUAAUCAGUAGCCAGGUUAUAUUUGAAUGUGUUAGAGCUUGUGUGAAAUUUACAGGGUAUGAUUCCUCUUUCAAAAUGAGCUGAUUGCAAAUGUUUUCUUCUUUUUUUCUGGAACUUUUGUCAUCCAUAAAAAAAAAAAGCCUUGAUCUUUCAGUAGAUACGACAGCACAAUGAAGCAGAUGAAGCACUCAGGCUAAAAGGUGUGUGUCUAAUAGAGACUUUUAUGCUGUUCUCUUUUUUAUGCCAUUUGUCAUGAAAGAACGGUUCUUUUCCUUAUCUGAGGGAAUAUAUCCCAGACCUGUCAGUCAUAAUUUAGCACAGACCUGAGAGAGAUUAAAAUCAGAAGAACUGAAAAUGUUUGUACACUCAGGAUUUUCCGGUUUUGUUUUGGUGUUGAACAAUUUUUUUUUUUGAUGCCUUGGAUCCCUGGCCUCCAAAAUAAGUUUAGUAGUACUCUAUUUCAACCCCCAACAUCUGGAUGGAAUCAAACUUGAUCAGUAGUACACUUUCAACACAGGUUUUAGGGUGAGAAGUUGUUUUUUUUUUUUCUUAAAAGAAAAUAUGCUGAAUGACUUCUUGGUAUAUUUGCAUAGGUUUUCCUGUAUAAUUUCUUUGGAGUUUGCAAGCGAAAUUGGCUCAGAGUUAACUCACUUCUCAUUAAUAUGUAAAUCGCAGAUGGAUGGUUUGAGCACACAGCAUUUAUGGUUUAGUGAUCUUGCGAUCAUUUUAUUAGAGGCAAAUUAUUACAUCAACAGUAAAUCAUCCACGAUAUCUUCUGGCUACCUCUGUAUCAACCAAAUUCUGUAGGUGCAAACACAUACCAGGGAAUGAUUACUGGAAAAAUGAUCAACUAUAGCAUCCAUCCACUGUGAAUAGGCAGUUGCCCUACCCCUUGAUCACUAAAUGUUCUUAUUUGCCAGACGAAGAUGAUAAAAUAUUAGCAGGAAAAAAAAGGGGGGACCAGUGGGUAUCGUAUAUUUAGCAGUGGAGGAAGCUGCAUAGAUCAUUUAGUCCAACACCUUAAAACUAUACAGAGCCAUACUAUUCUUUGGAGAGUCAUUUUAAUUUGUUUUUGGUAUUGUAAAGAAGAACCAAAAACAAACUCUCUGGAUUUAUUCAUUUAACAAAAAUUGUUGCAUGCCUUCUUUGUCCUAGGCAUUGUAUUUUUUCUUCUUUUUUAUAGUUUAGUUCCUGGGGAUUUAGAUAUGCACAGUGUAUUAGAGGGAAAGUGUGGAGGAGACAGAAAAAAAUGGCGGGAGAGACAGUACCCAGUAUUCAACAUUUCAAUUAUGAAAAUGAAAAUAGGGCAGAAACAGAAAUGAUUGUGGGUUGAUGAGAGCUCAGAAGGUGACACAUUGGGAGGUAACAUUAGCAUUGCGACUUAAUGACAAGAAAGAGCCAGUGUGGCCACAAUAAAUCAAUUCAAGGGAAUAGUACACUUUUACCUUUUCCGCAUACUUGUGGGAACAGUAUGAUUUCUGCAUGUACUUGCAGUUUAAUCCCAAUUUCUAGGUUGAUUACAGGAUCCAGUCUGCCCAGGAAAAUUGCAGUUUAUACUUGUUGUACUUGUGGAAUUAUUAGUAUCCCUCUCUUUGAUUCCUAUUAUGUCCUGGUUUGGAUGAUAUAUGGUAAAGUUUUGUUGAUGCUAGCAAAAUUAUCGAGUCUAAUAUAUUUGGAAAAAAAUAAAGAAUUGCUUUACUUCUC
This is a messenger RNA of Myodes glareolus (Bank vole), 5499 nucleotides long. The record is from RefSeq and is a predicted model, not a curated record. Lineage: Eukaryota; Metazoa; Chordata; Mammalia; Rodentia; Cricetidae.